CUGUGUUUGGGACCAACAAAAUCGUGUCGUAAUCGUAAUGGUAUCUCUCAAUCUCAUUUUUUUGAUUCAAUUCAAAAUAGUAUGAUUGAUAAACUAAGAAUCAACCAAUUACCAACCAACCGCGUAAUCCCCUUUUUUUAUAUUCUAAUUUCCCACCAAUUACUUCCCUAAUCCUCAUUUUAUCUCAUCAUUCAUUCAUGCUUCACAAUUAACCUCUCCUCCUUCUCAUUUUCACAUUCAGAGUUUUUGUUGCUGCUGCUGCUGCUAUAAAGUUUGUGUGAUCAUUUGCUUGGAAUUGUUGGAGGAAUUUCUGGUUUGAAUAAGAGUUUUUGUUGUUUGGAAUCAAAUGGCCGCGGUGGCGGCUUGUAGACGAUUGGGAAUUUUAGGGACCAAUUCUGGGAUUGGUUUAACUGGAUUUGGAGGAGCCUUUGGAAAUAAGGCUUUGAAAUUUUCACCUUCCAUUUAUAAUUCUAGCUCUAUGCACUUUUCUCAAUUGCUGAAAUCAAAUGGACAACGCUUGUUUCUCGUUGAUACAUUAGCCCUUGUUAAGAGACUUGAGGGACAAGGAGUGCCUUUAAAGCAAGCUGAGGCAAUAACUGCUGCUAUAACUGAGGUUUUGAAUGAUAGCUUGGAGAAUGUAUCUCAGUCAUUGGUAUCAAAAGAAGAAAUGCAAAGGACUGAGAUGCUACAAGAAGCCAACCUGUCCAAAUUCAAAGCAGAAGUGCAGAGCUCGCAGGGACAUCACUUUUCUCUGCUGCAACACGAGACUGAGAAGCUUAGGAAUGAUAUAGAGAAGAUGCGUAGUGAAUUGAGGUAUGAGAUAGAUAAAGUAACAGCUGGACAGCGGUUGGAUUUGAACCUCGAAAGGGGGAGGAUAAGGGAGGAGCUAGCCAAUCAGAAUGCUGAAACUAAUAACCUGACUAACAAACUUGAUAGGGAAAUCCAUGCUUUAAGGGCUCAGCUGGAAGCAGCCAAGUAUGAUGUGAUAAAAUACUGCAUAGGAACCCUUGUUUCAAUAUCUGCCGUUGGCCUUGCCGUUAUUCGUAUCUUGAUGUAAAACAGAAUGUAUUCAGAUUAACACUAACAAGAUUAAGGUAAAGAAAACUAGAGCAGCUGUUUGGAAGAUAUUGUAUGUUCUGUAUGAGAAACAAUUUCAUUGCAGUGUUGGUGGAGCUGAAGUAGUUUCCAUUAGAUAUCAAAUGGGCCUUUUUUUUUCAAAGCCCAUGUUCCUUUACAUAUAAUUUUUCUUGAUGUAUUUGUAUUUUUUUUUCUUCUUUUCAAUACAGUGUGACACUAGGCCAACUAUUUUACUAGCCUUCUGUUGCUUAUGAUUACUUGUACAAAUUGUACCUUAAUAUAUAAUUAAUGAGUAUAAUUACACACA
This is a messenger RNA of Trifolium pratense (red clover), 1384 nucleotides long. Its product is annotated as protein FMP32, mitochondrial-like. Gene Ontology annotation, cellular component: mitochondrion. Lineage: Eukaryota; Viridiplantae; Streptophyta; Magnoliopsida; Fabales; Fabaceae. The record is from RefSeq and is a predicted model, not a curated record. The coding region runs from base 347 to 1057 and encodes 236 amino acids. The transcript has 8 exons.